Molecule: messenger RNA, 428 nt
Organism: Gaeumannomyces tritici R3-111a-1
Lineage: Eukaryota; Fungi; Ascomycota; Sordariomycetes; Magnaporthales; Magnaporthaceae
Exons: 2
Coding region: 1-411 (136 amino acids)
Source: RefSeq, a predicted model, not a curated record
AUGCAACUGCUCCGCCGGCCACCCUACUGCUACAGUCUGGCCACUAAUCUUCGCCGUUGUAUGAACUUGGCCCGCGGCGCGGGCUCUCCUGCUAAUAGGUGCGCGGAAAAAAAGCUCCUCGAGGAGGUUGAGGACCUGUGGCGCACUUUGCAGCAGCUCGAGAAGGUCAACUCGGAGCUUCUGCCGCCUGAUAGCCCGGACCAGAAGUGGAUGGAAACCCUCCGCCCCCUCGGCACGCCCGGUGGCAUCUUUUGCCAGAUCCGGGAUGAGCUUGAGAAGCUGGAAAAGGCUCUGGCACCUCCCUUGGGUCACAUGGCCAGGGUCACAGCCCCGAUCCGCCAUCAGCUCGAUAAGCAAGAGAUACAACAGCGCGUUGAGAGUCUUGCCCGGCUCAAGUCGACAAUCACCUGAUCAUGUCUGUGUCCAGC